GGAUUCCUAUAGAGGUUCGCAGGUGGUGCGAGCCAGUAGACCAUCUCCCCCGAUACAGAGAGAGAGGUUGAAGAGGUAGAGCAAUUCACGGGGACGGCUCCGCCUGCCUCGGACGUCACUUUACGACCAGUGCAGAAUCCGGUGAGUGGACUGAGUGAAGGUUGAGGAGGCGAGGCGAUUGAUCUGAUCGGAAAACGAGGGAAGUUGAUGUGAAGGCGGUGCCACGAUGGCCACGCAUCGUGCUGCGCUCACGGUUGGUCCGGCGAUGGAUCUGCCGAUAAUGCACGACAGCGACCGGUACGAGCUGGUGAGGGACAUCGGGUCGGGGAACUUCGGGAUCGCCAGGUUGAUGAGGGACAAGCAGACCAAGGAGCUCGUCGCGGUCAAGUACAUCGAGAGAGGCGAGAAGAUAGAUGAAAAUGUUAAAAGAGAGAUAAUUAACCAUCGGUUGUUGAGGCAUCCUAAUAUAAUCAGAUUUAAAGAGGUUAUUUUAACUCCGACCCAUUUGGCAAUCGUUAUGGAAUAUGCUUCUGGUGGUGAGCUUUUUGAACGAAUUUGCAAUGCAGGACGCUUCAGUGAGGAUGAGGCACGAUUUUUUUUCCAGCAACUUAUAUCCGGAGUUAGCUACUGUCACUCAAUGCAAGUAUGCCACCGUGAUUUGAAGCUUGAAAAUACUUUGUUAGAUGGAAGUGUUGCUCCUCGUCUGAAGAUAUGUGAUUUUGGAUAUUCCAAGUCAUCUGUUCUGCAUUCACAACCAAAGUCCACAGUGGGAACUCCUGCAUAUAUUGCUCCUGAAGUGCUACGUAAGAAAGAAUAUGAUGGCAAGAUAGCUGAUGUGUGGUCUUGUGGAGUCACUUUAUAUGUAAUGUUAGUCGGAGCAUAUCCCUUCGAGGACCCAGAGAAGCCUAAAAAUUUUCGAAAUACAAUAGAGUGUAUACUGAACGUUCAAUAUUCGAUUCCGGAGAACAUUCCCAUAUCUCCUGAAUGUCAACACUUGAUCUCGAGUAUCUUCGUUGAUAAUCCUAAGCUCUUGCACACAAGAAUUUCAAUUCCCGAGAUACGCAACCAUGAGUGGUUCUUGAAGAACCUUCCAGCCGAACUGAUGGAUGACAACACAAUGAGCAGCCAGUAUGAAGAGCCUGACCAACCGAUGCAAAGCAGCGACGAGAUAAUGCAGAUCUUGGCCGAGGCAACUAUCCCUGCAGUUGGCACGUCUGGACUCAACCAGCACCUUUUCGGUAGUCUGGAACUUGACGACGACGAUAUGGAGGAUUUUUACUCCGAUCCAGACCUCGACAUUGAAAGCAGCGGGGAAAUGAUCUAUGCCAUGUAAAUAUCUUGGUUGGGUCAUUGUCACUGAAGAAGUCCACCUCGAGCUAAAUUAGGCAACAACAUCUUGUUUUAUUUUUGUUUUAUCUGCUAUCAUCUUUCCUUGGAUCAAAAGGAGCUAGAAAUUUUCUUGAUCAUUCUUUGAUGCAUGAUUUGAAAUUCACAAUAAGACCCCUUUGCACUACAUGAGUGGUUACUCUAAUAGAUAUUGGUGUUAAUUUUCAAUGAGUAUAAAAUGUUUCGUUAGAUAUC
Molecule: messenger RNA, 1581 nt
Organism: Zingiber officinale
Lineage: Eukaryota; Viridiplantae; Streptophyta; Magnoliopsida; Zingiberales; Zingiberaceae
Product: serine/threonine-protein kinase SAPK10-like
Exons: 9
Coding region: 227-1333 (368 amino acids)
Biological process (GO): intracellular signal transduction; protein phosphorylation
Cellular component (GO): nucleus
Molecular function (GO): ATP binding; protein serine/threonine kinase activity
Source: RefSeq, a predicted model, not a curated record